AUGUUCGAAAGCGAUAGCAAAAAUUAUUGGAGGAAAAUAAGGAAUGUGUGUCUUUCAGUUCGAUUGUUUUAAAUGCCUCUGAUCAAGUCCAUUUCAUCUCCUGAUGAAGUGACUUUCAAUGGCAAUCAAACCAAAUAUAGAUCCUGCUCUUAUAUAGAUUAUAUCAACAAGGAGUAGCACAUUGCAAAACAACGAGCCCAUGACGAUUUAAGCGAUGCUUUGAAAGCGAUCAAGAGAGAGAGAGAACUCUUCUAUUAUGUCGAGAAAGGCAGUUCUAUUGAUCAAAUUGAAAAAAUCAUAAUGAAUGAUCCAAAAAGAUACCUCUAUGAACCAACGAGUCCUUUGAGACUUGUGAACAAAAAGAAUUCGUCUGGAUUCACUCCGUUAUACAUAGCAGCAAAGAACGGAUUCGAAGAUGUUUGUAAAAUAUUAAUUUAAUAUGGUGCCGAUUAAAAUAUUUCAGUUAAUUAAAUUGAUGAUUAUCCAUUGGUUGCCGCAUUGCGAUGGAGGCAUUUCGAAGUUAUUGAACUUCUAUUGACCAAUAAUCCGAAUGAGAAAGUUAGAAUUUUGUGUUAAUAAUCAAUUGACAAGAGUCUCAGACAUAAAUAUUCCAAAUAUUUUUGA
Molecule: messenger RNA, 624 nt
Organism: Paramecium tetraurelia
Lineage: Eukaryota; Ciliophora; Oligohymenophorea; Peniculida; Parameciidae
Exons: 4
Molecular function (GO): protein binding
Source: RefSeq, a predicted model, not a curated record